Messenger RNA from Haliotis rufescens (red abalone), 2764 nucleotides. RefSeq lists its product as uncharacterized. Gene Ontology annotation, cellular component: plasma membrane. Bases 95 to 805 code for a protein of 236 amino acids. Lineage: Eukaryota; Metazoa; Mollusca; Gastropoda; Lepetellida; Haliotidae. The record is from RefSeq and is a predicted model, not a curated record. The transcript has 3 exons.
CCGAUAUUUUGGAGACGGACAUACAGAGGGUGUUCAUAUUGAUAUGAUACAGUUGGGGUUGGUAUGUUAUCUGAUAUAGCUGUCUAAGUGAGCCAUGACAGGUGUAGUGGAAAGUUUGAAGGCGGCUCCCCUGCUGAAACGGAUCAUCUUUAUUCUGGUUCUUGUGACUCAGUUUUUUAACUGGUUGUCUUUUACCACCCCUGCUUGGGCCCGACGCUUCACGACACUGUCCGGGAACGGCGAUGACCACAUCGGCUACGGCUUGUGGAGAAGCUGUUCAAACGUGGGAACAGCAGUCAAUCCGAUCCCAAAUUGCUUUCCAUUAGAUGGCGCCAAUCUGGCCCACUAUGGCACAGUUCAAGCGUUUGCUACUAUCGGGUUCAUGGGAGUCAACAUCCUCUUUCUUGUUACUGUGCUACAGAUGUUCACGUCGUUCUGUAAAAAGGUCACUGACAUCAACGAGGUGAACGCCGUCCAAGCCAUCGUCACAGGAAUAAUAUACUUUAUCGGUCUCAUCAUCUAUGGUGCUGUGUACGGCAGUGGCGAGAGGCUGACGUAUACCAUAGGCAACCAGUCCAGAAAAGGAGACCUGAGUUAUUCCUACGUCUUCGCCUUUUUCACAAUGAUCCUGCAGAUUGUGUUGGGAGUCUUGUUGCUCCUAACAGGAGGCAAACUGUGCAAAGUGCCAGCUCUGCUGAUAAAAGAGGAUGAGAAACCGAAAAAGAAAUCAAAGAAGAGGAAAGGAAAUAGUACAGCCCCUUCCUCAACUCAACCCGAGACAAAAGGCGAAGGUUCACCCGCCUGAUCUGAAUUGAAUUCGUCUUGACACUCUGACUCCAACCGCUCAACACUCGUGACUCCAACCCUGAUCCCUAUUACUCUAACCGCCUGAACACAUGUGACUCCAACCAUGACCCUGUUACUCUAACCGCCUGAACACAUGUGACUCCAACCAUGACCCUGUUACUCUAACCGCCUGGAUAUCAGUGACUCCAACCAUGACCCUGUUACUCUAACCGCCUGGACAUCAGUGACUCCAACCAUGACCCUGUUACUCUAACCGCCUGGACAUCAGUGACUCCAACCAUGACCCUGUUACUCUAACCGCCUGGACAUCAGUGACUCCAACCAUGACCCCUGUUACUCUAACCGCCUGAACACAUGUGACUCAAACCUCCUCGGCGUUGCUGACUAAAACCUCAACAAAAAUGGAUUCAGACGCAUAGAGAAUAGUGUCCCCUACAUCUUCCUCGAUUCCUUUGACUUUAACCGCCUAGUGACGCCGGACUUCUCGCAAAAGUGACUCCAACCACCUGGAGUUUAUUGACUCCAAUGCCCCUGACAUAGUUUUGGUCCUCCGUCGGGAGUGCAUACACGUAUUCUGUUGCAUGUUUUGUCUCCCAGAGUAAGGACUAAACUGAAGGUCAUACGAGACUUGCAUAGAAACGUUAUUUCUGUGCUGUGUGAUGUGCUUACUGCUGUGCGGCGCCAGGCAACAAAGAAACACCUACUUUUCUGUGCACAUUUGUGAGUGGCGGCAGGGCAGUACCCUUUUCGCAAACACCAGGGCCCACUUGUACAAAGCGAUCUUAGCGCUAAGAUGAUCGUAACUCCCAUACUUUUACAUAGGCUUACAAUAGUCGUAGCGAUAAGAUCGCUUUGUUCAAGUGGGCCCUGGUGUCAUCACUGAUUGUCAGUGAUCUGUUCAUAUUGUCGCUAUUUUGGCUUAAGGGAUCUGUUUGGGCGGAUAAUCAAGACUUGACUUGACUUUUAAUAUCCAUACUGUUUGUGGAUGAGAUAUAGAAUACACGUAUAUAAUAUGUCUGAAAUAAAUUGAAUAUACUCGUCUAUUUUUUUGCAGAAUGAUAUCUAUAAGACUGCAUUAUCUUCAGGGCCUGUGAAUCGUUGUCUGGUUUAAGCCACAGUCUAACUAGCAGCCUUUGUUUAGUCGAGGAACACCAUGACAUGGAAUUCAAUAUUUAUGAAUCUGUAUUGUAACACGCCUCGUUUCAUCUUGAUUCUACAUGAAUCACAAACGUAAAAGUGUUGAAAUAUCUCUGCAGCUUUUCUUUCGUAGGAGGGAGCACGGGUGCCUCGGUAGCAUGAACUUGCGCCGCAAUACGCUGUCCAGAUAGUCCGCCCCCCAGUACACCAGUAUAACAUGAUAAUAAACAAUCAUCAUAGUUGACCCCUAACAACAGUCCGGGAAAUCUAUCACAGGCAGACAUAGCUCACUUGUUAAAGAUAAAGGGUGCCGUUACAGUAGUUAAUAAUGUUGGCUAACAAACAGGUAGGAUAAUCAUAUCUUCACUGCAUAAGGAGGACAGCCACUCCCGUCGAUCAUCCGUUUCUCAUCGAAGAACAAUUAUUAUACAUGGUUUGUUAAACACAUUAUUUGAUGUUGAUGUUUUGAUCAUCUAAUAUAAAAUUAUUGUGUGUUAUUAUUUUCUAAUAUAUAUGUAGGUGUGUCAGACAGUUUAAUCCCUGGAAUCCCGUGAAAAGAUAUGAAUAGUUGCAUUUAAUGUACUCAUAUUGCACUAUAACUUCAGCCUUUCAGGAAAUGUAUUGGUAUGUAGGCUCUCAUCACCGGAUCACUCAAAUUACAUCUAGCUAUAGGGUAACACAGACAACACGCGGUGUAAAUGUAAACACUUAAAUAAAAUUGUUUUAUUACGAUUGGAAUGUGAAUAGCCCAUUCAAGGCUGUCUGGAUAAUAUGAAGCCUCAUCGGAGCAUAGAAUAAUAAAUAUUUAGCCUCUGUUGAA